AUGAAAAUGACGACGAGGGAGGAGGAGCUCGAAAGAGAAGCCAUCGCUACGGAAUUCCCCGGUCCGAAUGACAUUCCACCGCCAGCGGAGGAUCAACUUACUGAAGAGGAUCUUUUCCGUAUGAGAAGCCUUACGAUUAAUUCAAAAAAAGGAUUAGGAGGAGUAAGUGAGACUGCGGAGCAAUCCAUCAUAUCGUUGGCCGAUUCGGCAUCAAACUUUGAUGAACAUGUGACUGGAGAUCAAGAUGUCGAUGAAUUCGACUAUGACAUCGAUAAUUCUUCGAAGAACUCGGCUGAAAUGCCCCUGGACAAUCAAUGUGUUGCUGUGAACGGAUGGCUUUUCGGGAGGAAAAGAAACCCUGACUUUGCUUUCAACAAAGCCACGGUUACUGUUCUAAGAUGGCCAAAGAACAUUGCGGUUCCAGAAUGCCCAGUUCCUGUUAGCAAGGAACAGUGGACAAAAGCUUUCCUUGAAUCGACAGUUUAUUUAAUUGGUACCGCUCACUUCAGCAAAGAAUCACAAGACGACGUCACCGAGACGGUUAAGCAUGUUCAACCCGAUUAUGUAAUGAUUGAACUUUGCCCGGCGAGAAUCUCCAUCAUUUCUAUGGAUGAGAAUACUCUUCUAAACGAAUCGAGAAAUCUCAACUCCCAGAAAAUUAUGCAAACCAUUAAGCAAAACGGAGCGAUUCAAGGAAUCUUGCAUGUACUUCUUCUCUCUAUGUCGGCUCAUGUGACUCGCGAGCUUUCGAUGGCUCCUGGUGGUGAAUUCCGCGCUGCGCAUAGAUCAGCAGCUCAAACUCAACUCUGCCGUGUUGUUCUUGGAGAUCGUCCAAUUCAAAUAACGCUACAGCGUGCGUUGGCGUCUCUUAGCAUGUGGCAAAAGUUGAAAUUCUUUAUACAUGUCGCAUUUUCUCAUCGACAAACCAUCACUAAAGAUGAGGUCGAGAGAUGUAAACAAAAAGAUCUCCUUGAGCAGCUUCUUACAGAAAUGGCCGACGAUUUCCCACAACUAAGCCACAUUUUUGUUGAGGAACGCGAUGCUUAUAUGACCCAUGUACUUCAUACACUAUUGCAUAGAAAUGCAGUUGAGAAAUUCAUCACAUGGCAAGCAUCGAACACUGGAAAGCCAUUCCAACCAUUGGCUGUCGUUGCCGUUGUUGGAAUUGGCCACACUCCAGGAAUCAUAAACAAGUGGAACGACCCAGUCGACAUAUCGGAUUUGAUUCUCAUUCCACAGCCAUCUCUCACUUCAAGAAUUCUUAAUAUAGCCGCUCGUGCCGCGUUCUGGGGAUCAGUCGGCUAUUUGCUCUACCGCGGUGGAACCAGAAUUGCUCGCCGCUUCGCAUAA
Messenger RNA from Caenorhabditis bovis, 1350 nucleotides. Lineage: Eukaryota; Metazoa; Nematoda; Chromadorea; Rhabditida; Rhabditidae. The record is from the annotation of a GenBank genome assembly.